AUGGAUCCCUACAGCGCAGAGGGCGAGCUCGUGAACAUUCACAACCACUUCCACCAGGCACAGUACCAAGAGGUCGUCGACUUUGACACUUCCGUCUUCAGCCCCGAGAACGAGCUGCCUGCCAAGGUGCUGGUGCUGCGCGCGCAGAUUGCCCAGGGUCAGGCAAAGGAGGUGUUGGCAGAGACCAAGGGCGCAUCGGAACCAGAGCUGCAGGCUGUUGCCGCGUUCGCCAACCAACAGCUCGGCGCCACGGACGAGGCGGUCAAGGCCGUCGAGGAGCUCGCUGCCGCACACGGAGACAAUGCCAUAGUUCAGGUCGUGGGAGGCGCCGUGCUGCAGGCAGCCGGCAAGAGCGAGGAGGCCCUCGCCCUCCUCUCGCAACACUCGGGCAACCUCGAGGCCGUUGCCCUGAUUGUUCAGAUCCACCUCCAGCAGAACAGACUCGACCUCGCCCAGAAGGAGGUCAAGGCCGCGCGCAGCUGGGCUCAAGACAGUCUACUUGUCAACUUGGCCGAGUCAUGGGUAGGAAUCCGAGAGGGUGGAGAGAAGUACCAGCAAUCAUUCUACGUAUUCGAGGAGCUGGCCCAGACGCCCGCAUCAUCGUCGACAACCUCUCUCAUUUCCCAAGCAGUGACCGAGAUCCACCUGCAACGAUACGAAGAAGCACAAGCCGCCCUCGACCAGGUGCUGGCAAAGGAACCACAAAACCCCGAUGCACUUGCCAACUUGGUGGUUCUGAAGACGCUGACCGGACAAGAUCGACAGGAGGCUUUGUCGGCACUCGAAACAGCGGCCCCAUCGCACCCGUUGUUGCUCGAUUGGCAGGAAAAGAAGUCGGAAUUCGAAAAGGCAGCAGCCAAGUUCAAGCCAAAGGUCGCCGCGGCAUAG
This is a messenger RNA of Pestalotiopsis fici W106-1, 888 nucleotides long. RefSeq lists its product as uncharacterized. Gene Ontology annotation, biological process: retrograde vesicle-mediated transport, Golgi to endoplasmic reticulum; endoplasmic reticulum to Golgi vesicle-mediated transport; intra-Golgi vesicle-mediated transport. The record is from RefSeq and is a predicted model, not a curated record. The transcript is spliced from 3 exons. Gene Ontology annotation, molecular function: protein binding; structural molecule activity. Gene Ontology annotation, cellular component: COPI vesicle coat. NCBI's taxonomy places the organism in Eukaryota, Fungi, Ascomycota, Sordariomycetes, Amphisphaeriales, Sporocadaceae. The coding region runs from base 1 to 888 and encodes 295 amino acids.